Labrus mixtus (cuckoo wrasse) is the source of this 939-nucleotide messenger RNA. It is a transcript of the gene cfap97d2, whose product is annotated as CFAP97 domain containing 2. The record is from RefSeq and is a predicted model, not a curated record. The coding region runs from base 188 to 928 and encodes 246 amino acids. Lineage: Eukaryota; Metazoa; Chordata; Actinopteri; Labriformes; Labridae. The transcript has 5 exons.
UUGUGAGGUGAGACAGACUCUGUACUAGGUUAAUUACCCUUCACUUGUACUGUACGUUACGAUUGAAUCUGAACCACGCAAUUAAUGCAAAAAGUAUGCUUUAUUUGAAUGCUCCUUUCCUUUUUGUUAAGUGUUAGACCUUGUAGAAUUGUUAUCUUGUGUUUUGUUUUUUAGUCUUGACAGGACCAUGAAGGCACAUCUGGCUUAUCAACCUUGCCCUCCCUCUGCAAACAAAUAUCUGCAGUUCAAAUGGGACAAGGCUUCAUAUGACGCACACAGGGAAAAGGUGAAGUCAGCAAAAUCAAUGUUAAACAUCACUGCACCGAAGACCUACUCUCACCUGACUCAGGGCCUGAAGAAACAAAAGCUUGCAGAUGAAUGGAACCUGAAGGUGCAGAGGGAAAACAAUAUUCUUCUUGAAAAGAUAUUUCACAUCAUGAAGACAUCUGGAGGAGUUGACGACAGGAAUUAUUACAAAAGAAAAAGCCUGGGUAAGGAGAGAAAACAUCAGGAGUUGCUCCGCAUUACCAAGGAAAAUCAAAAGAUCCUGUUCCGUCUGGACCAUUGUAAGUCUACCUAUAAUGUGAAGAACUUCCAUAAGGACUGGCACAAAAAUGUCAAGCUGAUGGACAGCAUCGCACGCUACCCCAGAGGAUGGACAAAUCAGAAAGAGGGUCAAGAAAAAGCAAUAAAGAAGUCAAGCGGUUGUGGUAAAGACCAAAAGAUCAGUCGAGACAUAACCACUAAGAGUCUUGCAAGCAACAAAGCCAUGGGCAAAGUAAAGUCUAAGGGGAACAUUCAAGUUACAGCUGAUUCCGCCAUUCAUACUGCUGAAACAUCUCCCCCACUUGAUGGUUCCAAAACCUCCAACAACCCUCAUACACCUGAAACACCCAAGAAGGAGCCUGAAAAUCUUUCAGAAGGAUAAAAUAUCCGGUU